GCAGUCCCAGCCCACGCAUGAACUAGUUUUGACCAAUUCCCCCCUCUGUUCCCAAUUUUUCUUGAAGUAAAUUUGAAGUUCUCAACCGCGACAGUGAAAAACUUUGGUGAAAGAUGGAGAAGAACAUAGCAAGCGACACGCGCACUGGGCUUGACUAUCUACUGAAGUUGAGGACAACUAUUUGCUUACUCACCUUGACUGCCGGACUGGCAGUUUGUGCACUAGGAUUUAAAGCAAACCAACUCCUCGGAAAUGAUCGAAAUCGUGUAUCUCGUGCGACUUCCGGUAUCCAGCUUGAGUCAAAAGCGCUCCUAAACCUUACGCGGACGAGUCUAGUAAUGAGCGCAAGCCUUAUUGUGAACACCCUAUUCCUGGCCGUUUUUUUGUCACUAAGAUGGCACCAUCCGAACCCUUCCAAACACGAAUGCUUUCUUCAGAAGAGCCGAGCGAUGAUCAAACUGAUUAUGGAGGGCCAGUUUUUCGCAGUUUGCGCCGUCUUUUCCUUUCUGGUCACGCUGCUUAGCAAUUCGAACACAAAGUUUGAACCGACCCCGACGAAUUUACAGGAUUUUCGACUUGCUCUUGGAAUCCCUGGUCGAUACAUUGACAAUCACUACAUCAUGGCCUUGGUGGCCACAGCUUGGAUAUUUACGUUUGGUUACCUGUUUGGGUUCACCCUCGAGGCAUGGACAAUUUAUCGGUUUAAGCGAUUUCAAAAAUUGAUUUUUAUAGAAAAUUAAAAACACUGUAUUACUGCUUGCACUUUUCGUAUGGAAUAGCGAAGUGUCGCAUUUCUUUGGGAGACAGGAAAAGAGUUACUUUCGUGACCUACUUGGCCGUACAUGUGCGACCAGGAGCGAAGAAAUUUUCACUGCUGGCCACUUGAUCAAUUGAAAUUCACCAGGACUGAAAGUUUUACUUUAUCAAACUAAUUUCGAACAAUAUUUUUCCCGAAUUUCAUGUACCAAUAUGGGGGAUGACAUAUUUUCAUAUUUCUCCAACGAGUCAUCUCCAAACAAGUCAUAAUAAAGCCGCAAUUGAUUCACUGAACCAAUCUUUGCCUCCAUUGUCAUAGGACUUAUUUUACAAGGAGGGGCUGGG
Messenger RNA from Puccinia graminis f. sp. tritici CRL 75-36-700-3, 1101 nucleotides. RefSeq lists its product as uncharacterized. The record is from RefSeq and is a predicted model, not a curated record. The transcript has 4 exons. Lineage: Eukaryota; Fungi; Basidiomycota; Pucciniomycetes; Pucciniales; Pucciniaceae. The coding region runs from base 114 to 740 and encodes 208 amino acids.